CUGCCCGUCCUCCCUCGCGCUCCGCUCCGUUCUUCUUCCCGGGCACCCGCUCGUUCGCUAUCUUUUCUUUCUUUCUCUCUCACACGCAAACACAUGCGGUCGCUCUCCCGACGUUGUUCUGGCGCCCAUCUGCUCCGCGCAGGCGGCAGUCCGUGCCGGCCCCAGCAGCUCAUACGCCCCGCGCCCCUCGCGCCCUCAGCCCUCAGCUGCGGGGCAGCGAGCCUGGGGAAAGCUGACGCCCAGGGCGGUCGCUAAGCCUCGAGGGGUACGGAGGAGGCCGUAGUGGGAGCUCCUGCCCGUGGCUGUGCCCGCUGGGACCAUGCCCGGCCCCCGGCGCCCCACCGGCGCCCGCCUGCGCCUGCUCCUGCCCCAGCUGCAGCUGCUUCUCCUGCUCCGGGCCAGCCACGCGGGCAACCUGACUGUAGCUGUGGUGCUGCCGUUGGCCAACACCUCGUACCCAUGGUCGUGGGCACGCGUGGGACCCGCCGUGGAGCUGGCCCUGGCCCGAGUGAAGGCGCGGCCCGACCUGCUGCCCGGCUGGACGGUGCGCACGGUGCUGGGCAGCAGCGAGAACGCGCAGGGCGUCUGCUCCGACACCGCCGCGCCCCUGGCGGCGGUGGACCUCAAGUGGGAGCACAGCCCCGCGGCGUUCCUGGGCCCGGGCUGUGUGUACGCCACAGCCCCCGUGGGACGCUUCACCGCGCACUGGCGGGUCCCGCUGCUGACGGCCGGCGCCCCGGCUCUGGGUUUCGGGGCCAAAGACGAGUACGCGCUGACCACACGCGCUGGACCCAGCCAUGCAAAGCUGGGAGACUUCGUGGCGGCGCUGCACCGACGGCUGGGUUGGGAACGCCAGGCGCUAGUCCUCUACGCCUACCGGCCUGGCGACGACCAGUCCUGCUUCUUCCUGGUGGAAGGGCUGUACGUACGCGUCCGCGACCACCUCAACAUCACGGUGGACCACCUGGAGUUCGCCGAAGGCGACCGCGACCACUAUGCCAUGCUGCUGCGGACCGUGCCGAGCAAAGGCCGGGUUAUCUACAUCUGCAGCUCCCCAGAUGCCUUCAGAACCCUGAUGCUCCUGGCGCUGGAGGCUGGCUUGAGUGGAGAAGACUACGUCUUCUUCCACCUGGAUGUCUUUGGGCAAAGUCUGCAGGGUGCACAGGGCCGCGCUCCUUGCAGGCCCUGGGAGAGAGGGGAUGGGCAGGAUGUCAGCGCCCGCCAGGCCUUUCAGGCUGUUAAAAUCAUCACAUAUAAAGAGCCGGAUAAUCCUGAGUACUUAGAAUUCCUGAAGCAGCUAAAACACUUGGCCCAUAAGCAGUUCAACUUCACCGUGGAGGAUGGCCUGGUGAACACCAUCCCAGCGUCCUUCCACGAUGGGCUCCUGCUCUACAUCCAAGCAGUGGCAGAGACACUGGCACAUGGGGGAACUGUCACCGAUGGGGAGGAUAUUACUCAGCGGAUGUGGAACCGAAGCUUCCAAGGUGUGACAGGAUACCUGAAAAUUGACAGCAGGGGAGAUCGGGAGACUGACUUCUCCCUCUGGGAUAUGGAUCCUGAGACCGGUGCCUUCAGGGUUGUACUGAACUACAAUGGGACUUCCCAAGAGCUGGUGGCUGUGUCAAGCCGAAAACUGAACUGGCCGCUAGGCUAUCCCCCUCCUGACAUCCCCAAAUGUGGCUUUGCCAAUGAGAAACCAGCCUGCAACCAAGACCUCUUUUCCACCAUGGAGGUGCUGGCUUUAGUGGGCAGCCUCUCCUUGCUCGGCAUUCUCAUUGUCUCCUUCUUCGUAUACAGGAAGAUGCAGCUGGAGAAGGAGCUGGCCUCGGAGCUGUGGCGGGUCCGCUGGGAGGACCUGCAGCCCAGCAGCCUUGAGAGGCACCUGUGGAGCGCAGGCAGCCGGCUGACCCUGAGUGGGAGAGGCUCCAAUUAUGGCUCCCUGCUCACCACAGAAGGCCAGUUCCAAGUUUUUGCCAAGACAGCAUAUUAUAAGGGCAACCUCGUGGCUGUGAAACGUGUGAACCGUAAACGAAUUGAGCUGACAAGAAAAGUCCUGUUUGAAUUGAAGCAUAUGCGGGAUGUGCACAAUGCGCACCUGACCAGGUUUGUGGGUGCCUGCACCGACCCCCCCAACAUCUGUAUCCUCACAGAGUACUGUCCCCGCGGAAGCCUGCAGGACAUUCUAGAGAACGAGAGCAUCACCCUGGACUGGGUGUUCCGGUAUUCUCUCACCAAUGACAUCGUCAAGGGUAUGCUGUUCCUACACAAUGGGGCCAUUUGCUCCCAUGGCAACCUCAAGUCAUCCAACUGCGUGGUGGAUGGGCGCUUUGUGCUCAAGAUCACAGACUAUGGGCUGGAGAGCUUCCGGGACCCAGAGCCAGAGCAAGGACACAUCCUUUAUGCCAAAAAGCUGUGGACAGCCCCUGAACUCCUGCGAAUGGCUUCACCCCCUGCACGGGGCACCCAGGCUGGUGAUGUGUACAGUUUUGGGAUCAUCCUACAGGAGAUUGCCCUAAGGAAUGGGGUCUUCCACGUGGAAGAUCUAGACAUCAGUCCCAAAGAGAUCAUUGAGCGUGUGACUCGGAGUGAGCAGCCCCCCUUCAGGCCUUCACUGGCCCUGCAGAGCCACCUGGAGGAGCUGGGGCAGCUGAUGCAGAGAUGCUGGGCUGAGGACCCACAGGAGAGGCCACCUUUCCAGCAGAUCCGCCUGGCUCUGCACAAAUUUAACAGGGAGAACAGCAGCAACAUCCUGGACAGCCUGCUGUCCCGCAUGGAGCAGUAUGCCAACAACCUGGAGGAGCUAGUGGAGGAGCGCACCCAGGCGUACCUGGAGGAAAAGCGAAGGGCUGAAGCCUUGCUCUACCAGAUCCUGCCUCACUCAGUGGCUGAGCAGCUGAAGCGUGGGGAGACAGUCCAGGCUGAAGCCUUUGACAGCGUCACCAUCUACUUCAGUGACAUUGUAGGGUUCACAGCCCUGUCAGCAGAGAGCACUCCCAUGCAGGUGGUGACCCUGCUCAAUGACCUGUACACUUGUUUUGAUGCUGUCAUAGACAACUUUGAUGUGUACAAGGUGGAGACGAUUGGCGACGCCUACAUGGUGGUGUCGGGGCUCCCAGUACGGAACGGCCAGCUUCAUGCCUGUGAGGUAGCCCGUAUGGCCUUGGCACUGCUGGACGCUGUGCGCUCUUUCCGCAUCCGCCACCGGCCCCAGGAGCAGCUGCGCCUGCGCAUAGGCAUCCACACAGGACCUGUGUGUGCUGGAGUGGUAGGGCUGAAGAUGCCCCGUUACUGUCUCUUUGGGGACACAGUCAACACGGCCUCAAGGAUGGAGUCCAAUGGGGAAGCCCUGAAGAUCCACUUGUCUUCUGAGACCAAAGCUGUUCUGGAGGAGUUUGGUGGCUUUGAGCUGGAGCUUCGAGGGGAUGUAGAGAUGAAGGGUAAAGGCAAGAUUCGGACCUACUGGCUCCUGGGGGAGUGGGGAAAUAGCACCCAAGGCUGACCUGCCUUCCUUCCUGUCCCUGUGUUCCUGCCACACCUUUCUAUCUUGUGUCAGAAGUGGCAGAGAGGUGCUGGGCCUCAGCCUCACUUACAGCAGUCCAUCAUUGCUAAAGGAUUGGAGUAGCGGGUUGAGCAGCUAGGGUGUGCUGACCCCAGUGGAGAUCUCAGAUCAACAUCUGAGAGAGGACUAGCGUGGGGGAGAACUCCGAGUUCACAGCACAAGACCAAGGCACACAGUCAUACACAGUGGCACACAGAGGCACUGCCCCCACUCCACCCUGACUUGGGUCAGGCUGAACUGUGGAUUCCUGAACCUUCUCCCUCCCACAGCUGGUGCUCAGUCCGUCAACCUUGCUACACUGUGACUUUCACUGGGAGGAAAGGAAUCAUCUGGGAGGGAAAGAAUCAUCUGGGGAGUCCACAUCUGGGCCUAUCCCAUGUGGGCCACAAUACUCUGUGUGAUGGCCCACAGUGGACAUAGCACACAGGGGAGGAAAGACUGGCACAGAGGGGCUGCUGGCCUGUUUGCCUUGCUGUCUAGGUAGAGACCAUUAAAGUCUUUAUUCCAGCAA
Messenger RNA from Otolemur garnettii (small-eared galago), 4070 nucleotides. It is a transcript of the gene NPR1, whose product is annotated as natriuretic peptide receptor 1. Lineage: Eukaryota; Metazoa; Chordata; Mammalia; Primates; Galagidae. The transcript has 22 exons. Gene Ontology annotation, molecular function: ATP binding; protein kinase activity; guanylate cyclase activity. Gene Ontology annotation, biological process: protein phosphorylation; cGMP biosynthetic process; receptor guanylyl cyclase signaling pathway. The record is from RefSeq and is a predicted model, not a curated record. Gene Ontology annotation, cellular component: membrane. The coding region runs from base 320 to 3499 and encodes 1059 amino acids.